AUGGGUCGAGAUGCGAGUGGGGCCAGAGCUAGUAUAAAAGAGGGUCCGUGGCAUCCGUGGAGCAUCAGUCCUCAAAUCCAAGGAACAGCAGCUAUCAUGAGGGCAUUCAUGAUCGUGGUGCUCGCCGCUUCAGCAAUGGCGCGGCCAGAAGCCGGUUACUCUUACUCUCAACCCAGCUCCUCUUAUGGAGCACCAGGAGGUGGAACUACCGGAAUUGGUGGAGGAUUGGGUGGUGGAUUAGGUGGUGGACUUGGAGGUGGACAUGGCGGUGGAAUCGGCGGUGGAUUGGGUAGUGGAUUAGGCGGUGGACUUGGCAGUGGACUCGGUGGUGGAUUCGGUGGAGGUUUCGGUGGUGGCUUUGGAGGGGGCAUCGGUGGCGGUGGCGGUGGUGGUUUUGGUGGAGGCGUUGGAGGUGGCUUCGGAGGUGGUUCUCUGAUUCAAAAACACAUUUACGUGCAUGUGCCACCACCAGAAGCUCCAGAAGACAGACCAGCUAGACCUAUUGCACCACCACCACCACCUCAGAAACAUUACAAGAUUAUAUUCAUCAAGGCGCCUACACCACCAACUCCCACUGCUCCUGUCAUUCCUGCUCUUCCUCAACAAGAUGAACAGAAAACAUUGAUUUACGUGUUGGUUAAAAAGCCAGAAGAAGCGCCAGAAAUCACUUUGCCCACCAUUGCUCCUACCCAACCGAGCAAACCAGAAGUAUACUUCAUCAAAUAUAAGACUCAGAAGGAAGUUACUUCUGGUGGUGGAGGCGGUGGCGGCGGUGGUGGAAUCGGCGGUGGAAUCGGUGGUGGAAUUGGAGGCGGAAUUGGCGGAGGAAUUGGUGGCGGAAUCGGCGGAGGAAUCGGUGGAGGAAUCGGUGGAGGAAUCGGCGGAGGAAUCGGUGGUGGAUCCGGUGGAGGCAUCGGAGGACUGGACGGUCAUGGCGGCAGCGGACCAAGCGGACCCAGCACAUCUUACGGGACACCCGGCGCUUCAGGGCCUUACUAG
Molecule: messenger RNA, 999 nt
Organism: Apis mellifera (honey bee)
Lineage: Eukaryota; Metazoa; Arthropoda; Insecta; Hymenoptera; Apidae
Gene: TwdlT
Product: glycine-rich cuticle protein
Exons: 3
Coding region: 1-999 (332 amino acids)
Source: RefSeq, marked provisional